CCAUUGCAGGCAGCUUGAAUGCAGCAACUGCAUCCCUCUCUUUGAUUCCUGCCCAACUUUUUUCCUCCUCUUCUUCUCUCUCUUUCUCUCUGGCAUCAGUGGUUUUUGCAUCUCUUCUAGGAGUUUGCUGACUAAGAAUUCACAUCAGUGGCGCUGAGCUGGAGCCGGGGAAGAUUUUGGAAAAAACCCAAAGAGAGGAAAAAAGGCUUACAAGCCUGCUCUUGAAUCCUUUGCUCUGCAUCCUCACCUCCUCCUCCUCCUUUUCUUUGCAUCCCUCUCAACUUCAACCAGCUUUCUGCAACCUUGCUUUUUUCGGUUUGGCCUAGGACACUCCGGUCCCCCCUUAACCUCAAGGAGAAAACGAUGACUCCUGCCAGCAAUUCACGCCACAGUCUCCUCUGCGUUGCCACCUUGAUGCUGAGCUGCCCGCUGGCCUUUGCGCAGACCGGACGGAGGAAAGUUGUACAUGUCUCGGAGGAUGACAGUGGUGCCGUCGUGGUCCAAACGGCUCCGGGAAAAGUGGUCACCCACCGGGGCGGCACUAUCAUCCUCCCGUGCCGUUUCCAUUAUGACAUUUCGGCCCAUGAUCCGGAUGAGAUCCGCUUGAAAUGGACCAAGAUAGCCAGCCCCAUGUUCUUUGAGGAUGUCUUUGUAGCCAUGGGCCAGGAACGCCGGGCUUUUGGUGGCUACCGGGGCCGAACAGCCCUGCAGGAAGACGGUCCUGGUGACGCCUCGCUGAUCAUCCGAAAUGUUACCCUUCAAGACUACGGCCGGUACGAGUGCGAGGUGACCAACGAGUUGGAGGAUGAUGUGGGGAUGGUGAAGCUGGACUUGGAAGGGGUGAUCUUCCCUUACCACCCUCGCCUGGGACGGUACACUCUGAAUUUCCACGAAGCGCAGCAAGCCUGCUUGGAGCAGGAUGGGAUCCUGGCCUCCUACGAUCAAUUGCACGAGGCCUGGCUGGAAGGGAUGGAUUGGUGCAAUGCCGGAUGGCUGGAUGACGGCUCUGUGCAAUACCCCAUCUCUAAGCCCAGGGAUGAGUGCGGACGCAAGGACACCCCUGUUGGAGUGAGAAAUUAUGGCUACCGACACAAAGACGAUGACCAUUAUGACGCCUUCUGCUUCACCUCCAACCUGAAUGGGAAGGUCUACUUUCUCAAAACUUACCGCAAGCUGAGCUUUCCUGAGGCCGCUCAGGCGUGCAAGAAGAAUGGUGCCACGGUGGCCAAAGUUGGCCAACUCUACGCCGCUUGGAAGAUCCAACUGUUGGACAAGUGUGAAGCCGGGUGGGUUGAGGACGGAAGCAUCCGUUACCCCAUCGUCAAUCCCCGGCCGCGCUGUGGAGGCCGCGAACCCGGCGUCCGUAACUUGGGCUUCCCGGAUAAGAAGUAUAAACUAUUUGGUGUCUACUGUUACAAAGAAGCCAACAGUGGAGUGACCAAGAAAAAGGCCAAGGAGGGGACUGGAAAGUGGAAACCUUUCCAGGUGUAAACAAAAUGGCGGAAGGAACCUCUUCAGAUUCUUCCAUCUUCCAUCUCUCUCUCUUUCUCUCACUUUCCCAGUCUGGAAGGACUGGUGAGAUUUGUCAUGGUGUCCCCUUUGGGGAAGCCAUUGACCAUGUUUGGAAGAGACUGGUUGGGCAGUCAAAAACCAAGAGAGAAGGACCACCGUUGGAUUCAAUGGACUUGCCUGGAAUUUCUGGAAUGCCUGGGAAUCUGGGUUGCAUCCAGCUUGUGCUGAAUAGCCGCUACUAGCUCUUCCCCACUGUUUUUUAAACAUUUUUUGCUUGCCUGAUUCUUCUUCUUCACCAUUGUGGGAAGAGCAAAGGUCUUGGCUUGGCUUGCUGCGCAUUCGCUGCUGUACAUUAAGGCUGCAGGUAAAAGCUUAGCACCAGGCAAAGGAAGGACAGAUGGAGGCCUGGUUUUUUAAUUCCAGGCUCCACCGAUGUUCGGUCAUAAGGGCCAAAGGCUUUGUCCUACUUGCAUGAUUUGAGAAGGGAGGGCUGCUUCUUGGAAAUGCCCCAAAUGAAAAGCACAACCUGUUUGGAGAGACCUGCUCUUCUCUGUGUUACUCUUCAAGAGGUCAUUUUUUUGUACAGAUAGCCAAAUCUUCUCCACGUAUCGUUCUUUCUGCUCUCCAGCAGUGAUGUUACUAGGGUUGGCAUCACCCAGUGCCAUAACUCAUGGUGUCACUCCAUGGCCCUCUUCCCAUACUCGAGCAUACAUAAUCCUUAGUAAGGUUUCCAAAUGAAGCCCAGCCUCCCAUGAGAUGACAAUUCUCUCUCUUCCUCUCUCUGUCUAGAGCUACUCCCAACCCAUGCACACCUCUGAAAAUGUUGGGCUGUUCUUCCUGUCCCAUCCCUCUUUCUGUGCCUCAUUGGUUAUAAAUGCAGAAAAUGUGCAUAGAGGGUCACCCCUUCUGAUGGUGAAGAUUGUCACACCAGCGCUUACCGUGGGAUAAGUGCUGGUAAAACGCUGCUAAAACAUCAGGAAAGUGUGCGUGUGUGAAAG
Molecule: messenger RNA, 2510 nt
Organism: Sceloporus undulatus (fence lizard)
Lineage: Eukaryota; Metazoa; Chordata; Lepidosauria; Squamata; Phrynosomatidae
Gene: HAPLN4
Product: hyaluronan and proteoglycan link protein 4
Exons: 5
Coding region: 364-1491 (375 amino acids)
Biological process (GO): cell adhesion
Molecular function (GO): hyaluronic acid binding
Source: RefSeq, a predicted model, not a curated record